This is a messenger RNA of Naumovozyma dairenensis CBS 421, 819 nucleotides long. RefSeq names its product transcription initiation factor IIA large subunit (gene TOA1). Gene Ontology annotation, cellular component: transcription factor TFIIA complex. The transcript has a single exon. Lineage: Eukaryota; Fungi; Ascomycota; Saccharomycetes; Saccharomycetales; Saccharomycetaceae. The coding region runs from base 1 to 819 and encodes 272 amino acids. The record is from RefSeq and is a predicted model, not a curated record. Gene Ontology annotation, biological process: transcription initiation at RNA polymerase II promoter; transcription by RNA polymerase II.
AUGUCAAAUUCAGAAGCCAGUAAAGUUUAUGAAUUGAUUGUUAGCUCAGUUAUCAACGAAGUUCGUGAAGAUUUUGAGAAUGCAGGUAUUGAUGAACAAACAUUGCAAGAUUUGAAAAGGGUUUGGCAAUCUAAAUUAACAGAAACUAAGGUGACUAAUUUCACAUGGGAUGAAGAAGUAUUUCCACACGUAGCUGCAACAGAAGGCCAGCAAUUACCGGGAGCUCCACAACUAAUAGAUAGUAAUCUUGAUGCUAAUGGAAAUCCUGUCACGAUUGUUAAAGAAGAAGAAGGUCAGAAUUUAGUAUUACCUGGAUUAAUUUAUGAUUCUAAUUCAACAAAUGGAGUAAAGACUGAAAAUGAAAAAAUGAAUAUACCGGAACCACUUAUGAAGAAGGAAGAGUCGCACUCAAUAAACCAAGUUAUCAAUAAUGCUAGUAGCGCUAAUGAUACUCAAGACACCGAACGAGAACAAACAGAUGACGUUCCUGAAAGUACCAGCCCUCAACAAAUAGAACUAACGAUAGAGAAUGCAAACGAUAAAACGAUAGACCAAUUACGAUUGCAGGAAAAGAAAGCUAAGAGAAGUGCAUUGUUGGAUAAUGAUGAAGUGGGUUCUGAAUUAGAUGAUUCUGACGAUGAUUAUUUGAUUAGUGAAGGAGAAGAUGACGGUCCUGAUGAAAACUUAAUGUUAUGUUUGUAUGAUAAAGUUACUAGAACCAAGGCAAGAUGGAAGUGUAGUUUAAAAGAUGGUAUAGUUACCAUUGCACAUAAAGAUUAUUCAUUCCAAAAAGCUCAAGUAGAAGCUGAAUGGGUUUGA